AUGCGUCUCAGGAGCGGAACCACAUUAGGCCAAACAGAAGCGAGUACCAGUGAGGCCGGAGGGGAAACCAUGCAAGACGAUAACUAUUCUACUCAAGCAGUGUGGGGAUCUCCACUACCAACAAGCAACUCGCCUCUCAAUCGCUGGUCAUCACCAAGUCCUCCCUCGGGUGAAGCAGGCCCAUCGAACCCCCCUUUGGCGAGUCCUCAUCCUGGUCAGCAUGCUUACCCAGCAGUACCCCAUCCUGGGACAGAUUCUCUUCUAUACGAUUCAUGGCGAGAUGACUCUGCUGACGAUUUCAACUACGAAGAGCAGCCGCACAAGUCUCAGUCGCCUCACAUGCACAGUCGAAGUCAAUCUGACCCUUACGGUACCUCAAAUCCCGACUAUCAGCCACCCCCAACUGUCCCUACGCCACCAAACGACUAUGGAUUUCCCGCUGCCAAUGACGGACAUGAAUAUCAACAUCAUCAACAUGCCAAGCCACUACACACAUCCAAUUCGAUUCACCGGUAUACCCGAGACCAAGAAGCCUGGAGUCCUGCUGCGCAAAUCUCAGCCGAACAGCGCAAAGAAUUGCUAGCCGAGGAUAUACCGGACUUGAAGAGGGAGCGAGAGUAUGAUGACAAAAUGGAAGAAGAACUGGCAAAAUUGACAGAGGACGAAAAGAGACGGAAGAGGGCCAGAAGGGAGAAGAGAAGAGAAUCAUCUCCCAAGAACCGCCAUGGCCAGCGACGUGAUCGAGAUUUCGGUCAAGAUCGAAGGGGUGGUGGACAGGGAAGCUGGCAUGAGGUCCAGUCUUCUUGA
Cadophora gregata is the source of this 807-nucleotide messenger RNA. RefSeq lists its product as uncharacterized. The transcript has 2 exons. Lineage: Eukaryota; Fungi; Ascomycota; Leotiomycetes; Helotiales; Ploettnerulaceae. The coding region runs from base 1 to 807 and encodes 268 amino acids. The record is from RefSeq and is a predicted model, not a curated record.